GUGGAACAAGAAGUAAUGACUAUAUGGCGCAAUUUGUACAAGUUGCAAAAAACAUUCAGUGACAUGCCAAAACCUAUGGGAAUAGCUGAAAGUGUUAGAGGCACAGUUGAAAAGUUUAAAGAUUAUGUUCCAUUAGUACACACUGUAUGUAACCCUGGUCUCCGAGAAAGACAUUGGGAUCAGAUUUCUGAAAUAGUUGGAUUUCCAUUAAAGCCAGACAAAUCUACUACUUUAGUUAAAUUAAUUGGUUUAAACCUUUUGGAUUACAUUACUCAGUUUGAAGGCAUAAGUGAAGCUGCAAGUAAAGAAUUUAAACUUGAAAAAUCUUUGGAAAAGAUGAUUGAAGAAUGGAGUGAAAUGGUCAUAUCUGUGAUCCCUUUUCGAGAAUCUGGAACAUAUAUCUUGUCAUCCGUUGAUGAAAUUCAAAUGCUUUUAGAUGAUCACAUUGUAAAAACUCAGACUAUGCGUGGAUCACCUUCUAUAAAGCCUAUUGAAGCAAAAGUUAAAUCCUGGGAGAGUAAAUUGAUGUUGCUGCAAGAAAUCAUAGAUGAAUGGCUGAAAGUUCAAGCAACCUGGCUUUAUUUAGAACCUAUAUUUAGUUCCCCUGACAUAAUGGCGCAGAUGCCUGAAGAAGGAAGACGAUUUAAUACAGUGGAUAAAAACUGGAGAGAAAUAAUGAAAGCAGCCUUAGAAGAUAAGCAUAUUCUUAUUGUUAUUGAAAUUGAAAACUUGCUUGAUACUUUGAAAACAUCAAAUGAACUUCUUGACUUGAUUCAGAAGGGUCUUAAUGAUUACUUAGAAAAGAAACGUUUAUUUUUCCCUCGAUUUUUCUUUCUAUCCAAUGAUGAACUUCUGGAGAUACUCUCUGAGACCAAGGAUCCCAAGAAGGUCCAACCGCAUCUGAAGAAAUGCUUUGAAGGGAUUGCAAAAUUGAAGUUCCUUGAAAAUUUGGACAUUACGCACAUGGAAAGUAGUGAAGGAGAAGUUAUUGAACUUACUGAUACAAUAUCUGUCACAAAAGCUAGAGGACAAGUUGAAAAAUGGUUGCUUGAACUAGAAUCAUACAUGUUAUCGAGCAUUAAAAAGGUUGUGGCUGAUGCUUUAGAAGCUUAUGCUAGUAAACCUCGUGAGGACUGGGUUCUUGAUUGGCCUGGACAAGCUGUUCUUUGCUGUUCUCAAAAUUAUUGGACUGCAGAAAUGCACAAAGCUAUUAAAGAAGGCCCACAGGCCCUAUCAAGCUACUUACAGCAAAACAAUGAACAAAUUGAAAAAGUUGUAAGCUUGGUAAGAGGUAAACUUUCAACACAAAAUCGAAUCACACUUGGAGCUCUGGUUGUUUUGGAUGUGCAUUCCCGUGAUGUUGUUGAGUACAUAUGCAGUGCUAAAGUAACAUCUGAUGAAGAUUUCUCUUGGUUGAGUCAAUUGAGAUAUUAUUGGAUUGAGGAUGAUAUGACCACAAAGAUGAUAAAUUCUUUCCUAGAUUAUGGUUAUGAAUAUCUUGGCAAUUCUGGCCGAUUGGUUAUUACCCCUUUGACUGAUAGGUGUUAUCGUACUUUAUAUGGAGCUCUUAAUCUUCAUCUGGGUGGUGCACCAGAAGGUCCUGCUGGAACUGGAAAAACAGAAACAACCAAAGAUUUGGCAAAAGCUGUUGCCAAACAAUGUGUAGUGUUCAACUGCUCAGAUGGUUUAGACUAUAUUGCUUUGGGAAAGUUUUUUAAGGGCCUUGCUUCUUGUGGUGCUUGGUCAUGCUUUGAUGAAUUUAAUCGAAUAGAUUUAGAAGUGUUAUCUGUUGUUGCUCAACAAAUCUUAACCAUACAGCGCGGAAUAAAUGCUGGAGCUAAGACGUUGCUCUUUGAAGGCACUGACAUUAAACUUAACCCAACAUGUUCGGUAUUCAUCACCAUGAAUCCUGGGUAUGCUGGUCGCUCUGAGUUGCCUGAUAAUCUUAAAGCACUUUUUCGCCCUGUUGCUAUGAUGGUUCCAGACUAUGCUCUAAUCUCUGAAAUUGUUUUGUACUCAUGCGGCUUUGUAAAUGCAAGACCUCUAGCUGUGAAAAUCGUUGCCACCUAUCGUCUAUGCUCAGAACAGUUAUCCUCUCAAAGCCAUUAUGACUAUGGCAUGCGAGCUGUAAAAUCAGUCCUUACUGCUGCUGGCAAUCUAAAACUGAAAUAUCCAGAAGAAAGUGAAGACAUUUUAGUUCUUCGCUCAAUCACUGAUGUCAAUUUGCCAAAAUUUUUGACAAAUGAUCUUCCUUUAUUUUCGGGAAUAACUUCUGACUUGUUUCCUGGAAUUUCUCUUCCAUCUCCUGACUACCAAUACUUGAAUGCUUCAAUACUAAAGACUUGCAAUGAAAUGAACUUACAAUGUCCUGCAUCGUUUCUUGAAAAAAUUCAGCAGAUAUAUGAAAUGAUGAUUGUUCGUCACGGGUUCAUGAUUGUAGGAAUGCCAUUUGGAGGAAAAACCUCAGCUUAUCGUGUUCUGGCUGGAGCUUUAGCGGACAUAAAUGAGCAAGGUUUAAUGGGAGAAAAUAAAGUUGUAAUUACUGUGAUAAAUCCGAAAUCAAUAACAAUGGGCCAACUCUAUGGACAGUUUGAUCCAGUUUCUCAUGAAUGGUCCGAUGGAAUACUAGCUGUGAGUUACAGAGCAUUUGCCCAAUCAACAACACCUGAUAGAAAAUGGUUGAUAUUUGAUGGUCCAGUUGAUGCAAUAUGGAUAGAAAAUAUGAAUACAGUAUUAGAUGAUAAUAAGAAACUUUGCCUGAUGAGUGGAGAAAUUAUACAACUUGCACCGACUACAAAUUUAAUAUUUGAGCCAAUGGAUCUAGAAGCUGCAUCACCCGCUACAGUGUCAAGAUGUGGAAUGAUCUAUAUGGAACCAUCAUCUCUUGGAUGGAAGCCAAUGCUAUUAUCUUGGUUAAAUGAAUUUCCUCCGUCAAUAACACAGGAUUCCAAAGAUCUAAUUAUAGAACUUUUUGAUUUCUUUUGUCCUCCCCUUCUAUCUUAUGUUAGUAAUAACCCAACAAAAGAACUUUCUCCAACUACUGAUGGAAAUAGAGUUAGAUCCCUAAUGAAUUUAUUGGACUGCUUAUUUGAUGAUUUUGCUUUCGUGGGAAAAAUGCCAGAAUCACAGCUACCAACUUUUUUGCAAUGCAGCUUUCUUUUUGCUUGUGUCUGGUCACUAGGUGCAACUACAAAUGAAGAUUCUCGAUCUGAAAUAGAUGUUAUUUUUCGAGAGCUAAUGACUGGGAAGCUUUCUGAUGAAACUUAUCUAUUAUGUCGAUUGCCAGAUGGAAGAGUGCAUAGUACAACUGCAGUUUUAAAUUUACCUAUUCCAGAAGAUGGCCAAAUUUAUGAUUAUCAAUUUAUUAAUGAUGGCGAAAAUCCUGGUCGAUGGGUUGAAUGGAAAGAAGAAGUAUCUAAAGCUCCUGACAUUCCUAAAGAAGCUCAAGUAAAUCAGAUCAUUGUCACAACAGUAGAUACUGUUCGAUAUACAACUCUAAUGUCACUACUUGUCAAUCAUGGGAAACCGUCCCUAUUUGUUGGACCUACUGGGACAGGAAAAUCUAUUUAUGUUACGGAUUUCCUCUUGAAUGGGACAAAUAGUAAUAUUUACAAACCUUUAUUCAUAAAUUUUUCUGCUCAAACAAGUGCUGGACAAGUUCAAGACAUAAUUAUGUCAAAAUUAGAUAAAAGAAGGAAAGGUUUAUAUGGGCCUCCACUUGGACAAAAAAUGGUUGUAUUUGUGGAUGAUUUAAAUAUGCCUGUGCUUGAAACAUAUGGGGCUCAACCUCCUAUUGAGCUGUUGAGACAAUGGCAAGAUCAUUUUACCUGGUAUGAUAUGAAAGAAGUUGCUCCUAUAAAAUUAACUGAUGUUCAACUCAUUGCUGCAAUGGGUCCGCCAGGUGGAGGUCGUAAUCCAAUUACACCACGUUUCCUGCGACACUUCAAUUCCAUAACAAUAAAUGAGUUUCGAGACAAUAUCAUGAUCACUAUUUUCAGCAAAAUCCUCUCUUGGCAUAUGAGCACUAAGGGUUUUGAAGAUGUAUUUGAACCAAGUAUUUCUGAACUUGUGAAUGCUACUCUGGUUGUAUAUAAAGAAGCCAUUUUAAAUCUUUUACCAACUCCUACAAAAUCUCACUAUCUUUUCAAUUUAAGAGAUUUUUCUCGUGUAAUUCAAGGACUUCUUUUGUCGUUUCCAAAAACUGUUGAAAAUCCAUCUGGACUGAAAAAACUAUGGAUUCAUGAAAUUUUCCGAGUAUUUUAUGAUCGAUUAGUUGACAGCGCUGAUCGUACCUGGCUCUUUGAAUGCACAAAACGAGUCUGUGAAGAUGAACUUAAAGAAAAUUUUAAUGAAUUAUUGGCACCAUUGGAUAGUGAUGGUGAUAACAUAGUAACAGAAGAUGAUAUGCGAUCACUUAUGUAUUGUGAUUUCGGUGAUCAGAAAUCAGACACACGUUUUUACAUGGAAGUAACAGAUUUUACUUCUUUGAGGACUAUUAUUGAAGGAUUUUUGGAGGAAUAUAACAACAUGAGUAAAAAACCUAUGAGUUUAGUUCUUUUUAGGUUUGCAGUUGAACAUCUUUGUCGCAUUUCAAGAGUACUUAAACAACGUCGCAGCCAUGCACUGCUUGUGGGUGUUGGUGGAUCCGGAAGACAAUCUCUUACUCAUCUUGCUGCCCAUAUUGCUGAUUACGAACUUUUUCAAGUGGAAAUCACUAAAAGCUAUACAAUGGCAGAAUGGCGGGAUGAUUUGAAGUUGAUCUUACGGAAGUCAACGGCCACAGAGCAGCAUGGAGUAUUUCUUUUUACGGAUAAUCAAAUCAAAGAUGAAUCAUUUUUGGAAGAUAUUAAUAAUUUGCUAAAUGCUGGUGAAGUUCCAAAUCUUUUCCCAGCUGAUGAAAAACAAGAAAUUUGUGAAAAAAUGAGACAUAUUGACAAACAGAGAGAAAAAUCUCAACAAACUGAUGGAUCUCCUAUUGCACUGUUUAAUUUAUUCAUUCAAAGAGUGCGAGAUCAGUUGCAUAUUGUUUUAGGAAUGAGCCCAAUCGGUGAUUCUUUUCGAAACCGCCUUAGAAGAUUUCCAUCAUUAGUAAACUGCUGUACUAUUGAUUGGUUUCAGGCUUGGCCAGAUGAUGCUUUAGAAGCAGUUGCCACCAAAUUUCUCGAAGAAGUAGAAUUAAGUGAUAAAGAAAGAGAGGGCUGCAUCUUCAUGUGCAAGAAAUUUCACACAACCACAGAAGAACUGUCCAGUUUGUUUUUCUCGAAACUUCAAAGACACAACUAUGUUACACCAACUUCAUUUUUGGAACUGAUAUCAACAUUUAAGACUCUUCUGGAGAAGAAACGAAAGGAGGUUUUGAAAGCAAAAAAUCGUUAUGAAGUAGGUUUACAAGAGCUACAGAAUGCUGCUGAUGCUGUUGCUAAAAUGCAAGAAAAAUUAACAAGUCUGCAACCUACGUUAGUCAUAGCAGGAAAGAAAGUCGAAGAACAAAUGUCAAUUGUUCAAGCAGAAUCUGCUGAUGUAGCUGAAGUAGAAAAAGUAGUAAAAGCUGAUGAAGCUGUUGCUAAUGAGCAAGCAGCUGCUGCUCAAGCUAUCAAAGAUGAAUGUGAUUCAGAUUUAGCUAAAGCUGUGCCAAUAUUAGAAGCAGCUCUUGCUGCUCUUGAUAUAUUAACUCCAGCUGACAUAACUGUUGUAAAAUCUAUGAAGAGUCCACCUGCUGGUGUGAAGUUAGUGAUGGAAGCAAUUUGUGUGUUAAAAGGCAUCAAACCAGAUCGUAUUCCAGAUCCUGCUGGGACUGGGAAAAUGAUAGAAGAUUAUUGGGGGCCAUCAAAAAAAUUACUAGGAGACAUGAAAUUUUUAGAUAGUUUGAAGAAUUAUGAUAAGGAUAAUAUUCCAGUGAAAGCUAUGAAAGAUAUUCGCAGCAAAUAUACCUCAAACCCUGAAUUUGAUCCAGAGAAAAUCAAAAGUGCCUCAACUGCUGCCGAGGGUUUAUGUCGUUGGGUUCGAGCUAUGGAUUCAUAUGAUUAUGUUGCAAAAAUUGUAGCCCCCAAGAAAUUAGCGUUAGCCCAGGCAGAAAGUGAUUUGUCUGAAGCUCUUGCUGGUUUAAAAAUAAAACAAGAAAGUUUAAAAGAAAUUCAAGACAAGCUCGCAGCUUUGGAAAGAAAAUUAGCCUUAGCCGAAAAAGAAAAAUCAGAUCUUGAAGCCCAGGUGCAGUUAUGUGCUACUCAGUUAGAAAGAGCCCAGUUAUUAAUUGGUGGCUUAGGAGGAGAAAAACAUCGUUGGAGUGAAUCAGCAGUGCAACUUGGUGUGCAGUAUGAUAAUCUAACUGGAGAUAUUCUCAUUGCCUCAGCGGUUGUUGCUUACCUUGGAGCUUUUACUUCUGCUUUUAGACAAGACCAAUGCAGUGUAUGGACAGAAGCAUGUAAAGAGACUGGCAUCCCAUGCUCUGAGGAAUUUUCUUUGAGAGCUACGCUUGGUGAGCCUGUUUUGAUUCGAGACUGGAAUUUAGCAGGAUUACCUACUGAUAAUUUUUCUGUGGAAAAUGGCAUAAUAAUCAGUAAUGCUCGUAGAUGGCCACUUUUAAUUGAUCCUCAAGGACAGGCAAGCAAAUGGAUAAAAAAUAUGGAAAGAGCAAACAAAUUACAAGCAAUCAAGCUUACUGAUGCAGAUUUUGUUCGCACUUUGGAAAAUUGCAUUUCAUUUGGAAACCCUUGUCUCUUGGAAAAUGUUGGUGAAGAAUUAGAUCCAGCUUUGGAACCUUUGUUGCUGAAGCAGACCUUUCGUCAAGGCGGUAUGAUUUGCAUCAAGCUUGGUGAUACAACUAUUGAAUAUUCACCAGAUUUUCGGCUUUAUAUUACCACUAAGUUAAGGAACCCUCAUUAUUUACCUGAAACAUCAGUUAAAGUAACUUUAGUGAACUUUAUGAUUACACCUGCUGGGUUGGAAGAUCAACUGUUGGGCAUUGUUGUUGCCAGGGAAAAGCCUGAACUUGAAGAACAGAAAAACAAUCUUCUUUUGCAAGGUGCUGAGAAUAAGAGACAGUUGAAAGCCAUUGAAGAUAAAAUUUUAGAAUUGCUCACAUCGGGAACAAAUAUCUUGGAAGAUGAAACUGCUGUAAAAGUUAUUUCUUCAAGCAAAGAAUUAUCAAAUGAAAUUCAGGAGAAACAAGUAUUUGCUGAGGAAACUGAAACCAAAAUUGAUAAAACUCGAAUGGGCUAUAAGCCUAUUGCCACUCAUUCUUCUAUUUUGUUUUUCACCAUUGCUGACUUAGCCAGCAUUGAUCCCAUGUAUCAAUAUUCUUUGCCUUGGUUUAUCAAUCUAUACAUUGGAGCAAUUGAUAAUUCUGAAAGUUCUGAAAAUCUUGCGGAACGUUUGGAAAUAUUGAAAAAUUAUUUUAUGGAGUCCCUAUAUGUUAAUGUCUGUCGCAGUUUAUUCGAAAAAGACAAGCUACUGUUUUCUAUGUUACUUUGCGUCAAUAUAUUAAAAGCAGAAGGGAAAAUUAUUGAUGAUGAAUGGAGAUUUCUCUUAACUGGUGGCAUUGGGCUGCAAAAUCCCCAUACUAAUCCAUUCUCCUGGUUGCCUACUAAAUCCUGGGAUGAGAUCUGUCGAUUGAGUGACAUGGAGACAUUCUCUGGUCUACGUGAAAGUGUUACUGAAGAAGAAGAAGGAUUUAAGAAAAUUUUUGACAGUUUAUCUCCACAUGAAGAAUUAAUUCCAGGUGUAUGGAGCAGUAAGUUGUCUGACUUUCAAAAACUUCUGAUCAUGAGAUGUAUACGAUUUGACAAAAUGAUACCUGCUGUGCAAAAAUUUGUCAUGGAUAACUUGGGAAAGUCUUUUAUCGAACCUCCUCCGUUUGAUUUAAGCAAAGCUUUUCUAGACAGUAACUGUUGCUCUCCUUUAAUAUUUGUUCUGUCUCCUGGAGCUGACCCAACUGCUGCUUUACUGAAGUUUGCAGAUGACAAGGGAUUUGGAGGCUAUCGCUUAAGUUCUCUCUCCCUUGGUCAAGGACAAGGGCCUAUUGCUAUGCGAUUGAUUGAAGACGCCAGGCAGCAAGGUUCUUGGGUUGUGCUUCAAAACUGCCAUUUGGCAAAAUCUUGGAUGCCGACCUUAGAAAAGGUGUGUGAAGACUUAACAACUGAAAAUACUCACAAUGAUUUUCGACUGUGGUUGACUUCAUAUCCUGCAGAGCAUUUUCCGGUGAUGGUGCUACAAAAUGGGGUGAAAAUGACCAAUGAACCACCGAAAGGUUUGAAAGCAAAUGUUGUCCGAUCUUAUUUGACUGAUCCUCUCUGCGAGUCUGAUUUUUUUGAAGGGUGUACACAAGCAGAAGUAUUUAAGAAGUUACUGUAUGCUUUGACGUUUUUCCACGCAUUAGUUCAAGAGAGGAGAAAGUUUGGACCUCUGGGUUGGAAUAUACCAUAUGAAUUUAAUGAAACAGAUUUAAGAAUCAGUGCACAACAGUUAUCAAUGUUUUUAAACCAGUAUCCUGAUGACAUACCUUUCGAUGCUAUUCGAUAUCUUACGGGUGAAUGCAAUUACGGAGGUCGAGUUACAGAUGACUGGGAUCGACGAACUCUCAACACCACUCUUCAAAAAUUUUAUUGCAAAGAAACAGUGACUGACGACAACUAUAGCUUUGAUACAGCUGGAAUUUAUUAUUCUCCUCCUGAUGGAACGUAUCAAUCAUACAUUGAUUACACAAAUUCUCUGCCUCUUAUUGCUAAACCAGAUGUAUUUGGAAUGCAUGCAAAUGCAGAAAUAACAAAAGACCAAGGAGAAACUAAUCUGCUGUUUGAAAGUAUCUUGCUAACUCAGGCUCGAGUAUCUGGAGGAGGCGGCCAAUCCUCUGAAGAUGUUAUUGAAAAUGUAGCGUCCGACAUUUUGUCACGACUUCCAGCUAACUUUGAUUUAGUUCAAGCCUUGCAGAAAUAUCCUACUAUGUAUGAACAAAGCAUGAAUACCGUUUUGGUUCAGGAAAUGGGAAGAUUCAAUGUUUUACUUUCAACAAUUAGAUCAUCACUUAUAAGUGCCAGGAAAGCAGUCAAGGGCUUAGUGGUUAUGUCAUCAGAAUUAGAACAAGUUGUUCAUAGUAUUCUUCAAGGCAAAAUCCCAGCUAUGUGGAUGGGUAAAUCAUAUCCGUCUCUUAAGCCACUUGGAAGUUAUAUUGGAGAUUUUUUGCAGAGGCUGAAAUUUUUGCAAGAUUGGUAUGAUUUAGGUCCGCCUAAUGUAUUUUGGAUUUCUGGUUUUUAUUUCACCCAAGCAUUUCUUACUGGAAGUCAGCAAAAUUUUGCUAGAAAGUACACCAUUCCAGUCGAUUUGCUUGUAUUUGAUUAUGAAAUUUUGGAGGAUAAACCCUACGCUAUGCCUCCAGUCGAUGGUGUUUAUGUCCGUGGUUUAUUUCUCGAUGGAGCACGUUGGGACCCUGAUACAUGGUUAUUAGGAGAAUCUCUCCCCAAAAUUUUAUAUGAUAGUUUGCCUAUUGUGUGGCUAAAACCCGUUAAGAAAGUUGAUUUAAAACCGAAGCCCAGUUAUUUGUGUCCAGUGUAUAAGACCAGUGAACGAAGAGGGACACUUUCUACGACAGGACAUUCAACGAACUUUGUAAUAUCAAUGCGUAUACCUUCUGAUAAACCAGAAGAGCAUUGGAUUGGUCGAGGAGUUGCACUACUUUGUCAACUCGAUACUUAAUAGAAUAUGUUAUUCUUUUUUAUUAUUUGCUUUGCACUUAUUAAUUAUUUUGGUUCUUAAA
This is a messenger RNA of Uloborus diversus, 9748 nucleotides long. RefSeq names its product dynein axonemal heavy chain 7-like (gene Dhc36C). Gene Ontology annotation, cellular component: dynein complex. Gene Ontology annotation, molecular function: dynein intermediate chain binding; minus-end-directed microtubule motor activity; dynein light intermediate chain binding. Gene Ontology annotation, biological process: microtubule-based movement. The transcript is spliced from 54 exons. The coding region runs from base 16 to 9687 and encodes 3223 amino acids. Lineage: Eukaryota; Metazoa; Arthropoda; Arachnida; Araneae; Uloboridae. The record is from RefSeq and is a predicted model, not a curated record.